Aaosphaeria arxii CBS 175.79 is the source of this 1140-nucleotide messenger RNA. RefSeq lists its product as uncharacterized. Gene Ontology annotation, biological process: positive regulation of transcription by RNA polymerase II. Gene Ontology annotation, cellular component: nucleus. The coding region runs from base 1 to 1140 and encodes 379 amino acids. Lineage: Eukaryota; Fungi; Ascomycota; Dothideomycetes; Pleosporales. Gene Ontology annotation, molecular function: transcription cis-regulatory region binding; DNA-binding transcription factor activity. The transcript has 4 exons. The record is from RefSeq and is a predicted model, not a curated record.
AUGUUUGACCAAACUGAAGCAUGUCUUAUGAGAUAUUUCAUUGAAGAAAUAUCACCUUGGUUUGAUACAUGUGAUGUACGGAAACAUUUCCAGUACUACAUUCCGGAACGUGCCAGGUAUUUCCAGCCGCUGUGCAAUGCCAUAUUCGCAACAUCUGCACGACAUCUUCAUCGAUUGCCUCAACAUAGAACGCCCGGAGGUAUUUGCUAUCAAGGUCAAAUCCUGACCAAUCUCACACCCCAUGUUGCUGUUGAGUAUAUGUUGAAAUGUCUACCGGCACUCAGGUCAUUCCACGAAAUUCAGGAUGAUGAUCAGAGAGAUUUGAUCAUCGCUACAGCUAUAAUUCUACGUCAAUUUGAGGAGAUAGAGGAUGUUGAAUCAAUUAAUAUUGACGAGGCAUUGCCAGAAGGCUCUUCGACCGGAGGAGUAAACUUUUUAGAUAUCAUAAACACUGUUUUACGAAGCUCCCACAUUGUACACAACCCCAAUGGCCAAGGAUUAAUUCACGUAGUGUAUUGGAUAUCGCUCAGACAGGAAGUUUACUCAGCCUUCAUGGGCAGGCGCUCGCCGCAGAUGCUUCUAUCGCAAGAACAUUGGAACGAUGCCGAGGCUAUAGACAAGACAAUCAUGCAUGCAGCUCAGGUAGCCAAAUGGUUAUUCGAUGACGGAUCGGAGAACGAGUGGUACCGAUUGAAAGAGCAGGAACAGCUACUCGAAUCGAUCAUCCAAACUCUGCCCCAAUUUCUCCCAAUCCUCUGGGAACCACCCAACAAGUCAAGAGGUGAAGUCUUUCCAAUUGUCUGGCUUGGUUCCGAUUUGGCAAUCACUGGGAUUCAGCAUGUAAUCAUUUCAAAGAUGGUCCUGACAGCCGAGGACCCCAAUCUAAAAUCGGAAGGGGUAGCGCGGGGCGCGCAUCGUCAAGUUGAGUCAAAAGUUCGAAAGCUGGUUCUUGAUCUUUGUGGCAUGGCCCGUUCCCGACCUCAGUGUCCUCCCGCCCUUGUCAAUGCCGCCAUGGGUAUCCUUCACUAUGGCCACUUCUUCACGGAUGAGUGGGAGCUACAAGCGUUGCGAGCAAUAAUCACAAAGUUUGAGAAAAUUCGGGCGUGGCCAGUUCCAAAGGAACUAAGUACGUUUUGCUGA